AUGAAGACAGUGGUCCUUGUCCUCAUUGUCGCUGCAGAAGUGCUCGCUGGUCCUGAUGGCAAUGAAGACUUCGAAGGAGAUCUUAGUGGUCUCGUUAAUGCAAUACCUCUCCCACCGUACUUGAAGAAUGUCACCGAGGAUGCUCGAAAAGAGUAUUUCGGCACGGUGUUGUCCAUGAAUAAGACAGUAGCGCAGCUGAAGCAGAACGUCCUGGAAUGGGCACAAAAGCAUGGAGUUAGAGGUAAGAUCACUGAGCUCUUAAAGUACUACAAGUUCUGA
Cooperia oncophora is the source of this 279-nucleotide messenger RNA. The record is from the annotation of a GenBank genome assembly. NCBI's taxonomy places the organism in Eukaryota, Metazoa, Nematoda, Chromadorea, Rhabditida, Trichostrongylidae.